This is a messenger RNA of Mus musculus (house mouse), 3495 nucleotides long. It is a transcript of the gene Pgbd5, whose product is annotated as piggyBac transposable element derived 5. The transcript is spliced from 7 exons. The coding region runs from base 782 to 2053 and encodes 423 amino acids. The record is from RefSeq and is a predicted model, not a curated record. Gene Ontology annotation, biological process: non-replicative DNA transposition. Gene Ontology annotation, cellular component: nucleus. Lineage: Eukaryota; Metazoa; Chordata; Mammalia; Rodentia; Muridae. Gene Ontology annotation, molecular function: transposase activity.
CAUCAAUGACACCCCUCCUUCGUGACAACCAGACUCUGUCACCAUAUUCCAAGUGGCAGGAACCACAGCAACCAAGAAAAGCCAACAGAGGAGCUUGUCAAUCCAAACAGGUGAGGGGAGCCAGCCACUCUGUAGUAUGUUCAGGAAGCAGGCUGGAGCAGGCUUUGGCAAUCCAUCCAGAAAUGGCGUGCAUGGAGGGAAGAUGACUCAGGGAGAGAAAAUCCCGUGCCUCUCAGUCAGCAUGAUACAGCAGUUACAAUGUUGCUUCUCCUCGCUGAUCACCGGUCUGCUCUGAAUAAUUUAUGGCUCUACCCACAGGAGGCUGCCAGGCCGACUGAAAAGCACAGAUGCUCACGCAUGCACUUAUGGCACACCAGUAAACAUAGCCCAGAGUUCCAGCAUCCCCGUGCCAACAGGACCGGUUUGGUGCACUGGUGGCAGCGAGGCUAUUUACGUGUGGCUGGGGAAAGUGAAGGCGGUGGCCGCCCUGCUGUCUAGGCGAACAGAAAACAGAAUUUGCUUUGCAAAGCCCUCAGCGAGGUGCUUUCCUAUAGGUGCUGUCCCAGAAACAGCUGCCGAGCCUUGGGCUCGUCUCCUCAUACCAGUGCCGCGCUGGGCAUCCGGCAUACGGGCUUGUCCACCUGACUCUGCAGACAGACUUGAAAAGUUGAUUUCACUCAGUCUGUUCUACAAGGAAAACGCUAGAACCGGGAGCAACCGGCCAAUCCAGUGAAUUUUAAGGAGAUGGUGGCUCAGUGGUGAAAGCACCUACCAUGCAAGCAUGAGGCCUGGAGCUGAGAUCCGUAUAGGUCCAACCAGAAAGAUGCCACCCAGCGCUAGCGCGGUGGACUUCUUCCAGCUCUUCGUCCCGGACAACGUGCUCAAGAACAUGGUGGUACAGACCAACAUGUAUGCCAGGAAGUUCCAGGAGCGGUUUGGCAGUGACGGUGCCUGGGUGGAGGUGACGUUGGCAGAGAUGAAGGCCUUCCUGGGCUAUGUGAUCUCCACCAGCGUCUCGCACUGUGAGUCGGUACUCAGCAUUUGGAGCGGAGGCUUCUAUAGCAACCGGAGCCUUGCCCUCGUCAUGAGCCAGGCCCGCUUCGAGAAAAUCCUCAAGUACUUCCAUGUUGUGGCCUUCCGAUCCAGCCAGACCACGCAUGGGCUCUACAAGGUCCAGCCCUUCCUCGACUCCCUGCAGAGUGGCUUUGAUGCUGCUUUCAGGCCGUCUCAGACCCAGGUGCUACAUGAACCCCUGAUUGACGAGGACCCUGUGUUCAUUGCCACGUGCACGGAGCGAGAGCUGCGGAAGAGGAAAAAGCGGAAAUUCAGCCUGUGGGUCCGCCAGUGCUCUUCAACCGGGUUCAUCAUCCAGAUCUACGUCCACCUAAAGGAAGGUGGUGGCCCAGAUGGCCUGGACGCUCUGAAGAACAAGCCACAGCUGCACAGCAUGGUGGCCCGGAGCCUGUGCCGGAACGCGGCCGGAAAGAACUAUAUCAUCUUUACAGGGCCCAGCAUCACCAGCCUCAAUCUGUUCGAAGAAUUUGAGAAGCAAGGGAUCUACUGCUGUGGCCUCCUCAGCUCUAGGAAGAGUGACUGCACAGGUCUCCCUCCAUCCAUGUUGACCAACCCUGCCACCCCACUCGCCCGGGGCCAGCACCAGAUCAGGACAAAGGGCAACAUGUCACUGAUCUGCUGGUACAACAAGGGGCACUUCCGCUUCCUGACCAACGCCUACUCCCCUGUGCAGAAAGGCGUCAUCAUCAAGAGGAGGAGUGGGGAAAUCCCCUGCCCUCUGGCCGUGGAGGCCUUUGCGGCUCACCUCAGCUACAUCUGCAGAUAUGACGAUAAGUACAGCAAGUAUUUCAUCUCUCACAAGCCAAACAAGACGUGGCAGCAAGUGUUCUGGUUCGCCAUCAGCAUCGCCGUCAACAACGCCUACAUCCUGUACAAAAUGUCAGACGCCUACCACGUGAAGAAGUACAGCCGGGCACAGUUCGGAGAGAGACUUGUCAGGGAGUUGCUGGGCUUGGAGGACUCAUCGCCAGCCCACUGAGACUGCUGGCCCAGGGGUGUCAGGGACAAGGAAGGAGCCUGUCACCUGCCUGCUGGCUGGAGGGCUCAUGUGUGGUCAGAAGUCUGCUUUCCACAUCACCCCCCACAAAGGGUGGCUCCCCAGAGCCUGAUACAGGUGACCUCGGAAGGUACCAGCAGUAGGACCAGUGGACCGUGCUCCGCUUUCCAGAGUGUGAAAGAUCAUGACGGGCUCAAGUUCAGACCAGGCAAGCUUACAAAAUGGACCCCUCGGUGCCACCCCACAGCAUCCGGGGCAUGGGUUCCUAGCACUCUCCCAUGAGAUCAGCUUAGAUGGCUCCCUUGGAAGAAGAGAUGCAGUGUGGUGCCAUUAAAACUCAGAGCCAGGGGGGGCAGGGGCGGCUGCAGCUUGCUGACUGUAAACAGGGUGCUCCUGUUCUGUCCUCCACGGGACUGCAGCGAGCAGGGCGAGGAGGGGAGAACAAUGCCGGGUUUUUGUUUUUUUUUUUUGUUUUGGUUGGUUGUUUUGUUUUGUUUUGUUUUCAAUGUAUCUUCAGGUUAAUUCCCUACUGUUGCUUAAGGUCUACUGUGAACAGAUGUGCCCCCCACUCCCCACUCUCUGACACCACAUACCUUCACAGCUCCCUGCAUGAUCACAGUUCUGUUUCUGGCCUGUGGCAGGUUAGGAAGGGCCGCUGGCUUCCAGGACAGAUGUAGCUAGCUAUGGCUACCAAGGCCUGGGGAGCCUGCAGACUGAAUACUCUGUCACCUUGUCACUGUUGGCAGAAUUACCUGUCUUGAGAACUCUAUAGCAUCAUGAAAACAAAAUCCUUCACCUCCCUCUGUCUGUGAGAAUGGGGUCCCCUAGAAAGUCACAGCAGGAUUAGGAGGCCCUGGCUGGGGACUGACCCUGUGGGAUCUCCCAUAGGCCCAGGUCCUUCCCACCAGAGGUUGACAUCUCUCCAUGGAGCCUGAGCCUCAAGGUGGGCCCACUGUCCCCACAGAUGGGAUACAAGGAUUUUUCCACACCUUGCAGCCCUUCCUCCUGAUCUAAUGGCACCUAAUGUCCCCAGAUGCAGACUGUCCUCGGCAGGGGCUUUGGGGCACUUCCUCAUCCUUUCAGUGAGCCGAGGCGUGGCUGGCAGCAGAAUGCUCUCCACACCUUGUCACAUCUGUGUCCACUCUCUCCACAAGCACCCUCGCCUGCGGUGGGACCCGCAAUGCCACAGAUCACAGGCCCAACUUCAGUUUGUGUUUAAGAUAACCUUUGCUGUACCCUUAAUGGGAUCAAAAGCACUUUCACCACACGGAGAAAUAUAUUUUCAAUUUGUGAUGCUUUUCUACAAGGCCCACUCUUCCUGAGUUCAGGUGUUUCCAACGCUUAGGGAGCCUAAUGAAGGCCAAUGACUUUUUCUUUUCUGUCCAAACAAGAAAAAUAAAAAAUAAAAGUCUAUUUAGAUGUCG